CAAGGCCGACAGCGCUCUCGUGCUGCUUGCGCACCAUGUCGGCACCGCAAGCGCAAAUGCGAUGGCCGGUUCCCGUGCGGAACCUGCGUACGGUAUGAAUACCAAUGCGAGUACUCGACGAGUUCGAAGAGAACCUCGUACAUGGCGAAUGGCGACAACCCGAAGGAAGAAGUCCGGCCUCAGCCUGUCGAAGACACCACGCCACCGAGCAUUGUCCAGCUGCAGCAGCAUCCUUUGACUGCUCCUGGAGCGCGCUUUCACCACCGUAGCAUUCUAGAUCCGGUCAAAACUCGUUUCGUAAGGGCAAAUUCUGCCAUUGCUUUCCCACGGAUACUGGGCAUGGACUUGGAAUCGGAGAGCAUACCAAGACUUCACUCCUUCGCCUGGCAUACUGGAAUACGACCCGAGUUUACCGAGGAGAGCGUUGACAUCACAACGCUGCUCACUUGGCCAGAUAUGCAGCGCUUGUCGAAGUCUUUCUUCGGUGCUGUGAAUCCAGAAUUUGGCAUUCUGGACGAGUCGGAGUUCGAUCAGGACGCCGCGGCAAGGUUCAGCGACCGUCGAUCGUCCAACGACAUUGACGCGGUUUUGUAUGGCGUAGCAGCACUGGGCUCAUUCUUCUCUUCCAGCCCGCAUCCGCGUGAAAACGAUUGCGUUUUAGCGGCUCGCCAUAUAUUAAUUGCUAAAAGCGUGAACCAUCCUACCACGAACAAUGUUGCGGGCUGGAUUCUGCGAACAAUCUACUUAAGGCUUACGUCGCGACCACACGGCUCGUGGCUAUCGUCCUCAACCACUAUGCACCAAGUGGAAGCGAGCGGUCUUCAUAAGGAAGUACAGACUAUCGCUGUCGUCUAUCCUGCUGCUCCGAGCGGCGAUCACAAAGUGGCGAAAACGCGGCGAAGACUCUUCUGGACUGCCCGAGCGCUCAAUAUCAUACUCUCAUUCGAGUAUGGUCGCUCACGCGUCGCGUUUGACGUUAUUACGACGAAGAGGCCAAAUGAAGAAGGGAAAAGCAACGCCCACCACUUUGUCGAGCUUGCCGAGAUCUUACCAAACGAUGUUGUUGACAGAGAUUCCGAGCCUGAUCCGCCUGGCGCUCUCUGCCGAGCCUUAACCGCGAUUGAAAGCCUACAGACUCGGUCCGCCUUCAUCAGACUGCUCAAAGCAGAUCUUGCAUUUGCUAUAUAUAGACGGUUGUGGUUAAUGUCGCUCACAGACGCUAAGGAUCGAGCGGAGUCAGUCAUAUCUGUUGGUAAAGCAGCCCUGGAGGCGCCAAGGGCGCUACUUGUCGCAAAGACGCCAUGGUGGAACGUGGUGCAUGCGCCCUUUCAGUUUCUGUGCGUGUUGCUGGCAGUAGGCACGCCGCGUGCACUCGCAAACAUACAGGAGGCGAUGGCUCUCUUACGCGAAAUCGCUCAAUCCUACGAUACUCACAUGACACGCGAAGCAUACAAUCAGGCAUUACUGCUUGUUAAGAUGUCCAAGGGGCGAAAAGAGAAGGAGUUGGCAGCUUUA
Molecule: messenger RNA, 1515 nt
Organism: Baudoinia panamericana UAMH 10762
Lineage: Eukaryota; Fungi; Ascomycota; Dothideomycetes; Mycosphaerellales; Teratosphaeriaceae
Exons: 2
Biological process (GO): regulation of DNA-templated transcription; response to xenobiotic stimulus; DNA-templated transcription
Molecular function (GO): DNA-binding transcription factor activity, RNA polymerase II-specific; zinc ion binding; DNA binding
Source: RefSeq, a predicted model, not a curated record